AUAGCUCUGCAUUCUGCACUGGCUCUCCGUGAUAUCUCACAAGUGAUUUGAACUGCUAGGAUUUCUAAAUGAGCCUCCCCCCCCCUGGAAGUUAGUACAUUCCUAAAUAAAAUAAAGGUGCAGGUUUCUCCAGCAGUUCAUUUGUCUGGAUAGAUUUCAGAACACGCGUCUGCAGUGAGGUGCCACAGUAGUGAGCUGUUCCAUGAUCUGAGCGAUGUCUUCAUCUGCAGAACCCUACAAGAACCAGAGGUACUGGGAGCUGAAGCAACAAUGCAAAGAACACAAGCAGCUUUUCGAAGACCCAGAGUUCCCUGCUACCAGUGAGUCGUUAUUCUACAAGAACUCCCCCCCUGGGAUUGUGGAAUGGAAGAGGCCAAAGGAGAUUUCUGAUAACCCCCUGCUGUUUGUGGAGGGAAUCAGCUCCCAAGACUUGAACCAAGGAAGCCUGGGAAACUGUUGGUUUGUAGCAGCCUGCUCCUGUCUGGCUCUCAAAGAGGAUCUCUGGCGAAAGGUGAUCCCAGACAACAAGGAACAGGAAUGGGACCCAAACAAACCAGAGAAUUAUGCCGGGAUCUUCCACUUCCAAUUCUGGCGUUUUGGGAAGUGGGUUGACGUGGUUGUGGAUGACCGUCUUCCGACCAUCAACGGUGAACUGAUCUACUGCCACUCAACUGAGCGCAAUGAGUUCUGGAGUGCACUGCUGGAAAAAGCUUAUGCAAAGCUCGCUGGCUGCUAUGAAGCCCUGGAUGGUGGCAACACUGCCGACGCUGUGGUGGAUUUCUCUGGAGCCGUGGCUGAGUCCAUCGAUCUGGAGGCGGGCAAGUACGCAACAGAUAUCCCACAACAGCUCAAGUUAUUUGAAGACCUGCUGAAAGUCAACGAGAGGGGAGGGAUCAUCAGCUGCUUUAUCAAGGCAACCUCACAGUCGGAGGUGGAGGCUCGGAUGAGCUGUGGCUUGGUAAAGGGUCACGCCUACUCGGUGACAGACGUGCGGAAAGCCCGUCUGGGUCAAGGGCUGAUGUCCUUCUUCAAGGCAGAGAAACUCUUCAUGAUCAAAAUGAGGAACCCCUGGGGCAAACAAGAGUGGAACGGGCCGUGGAGCGACUCCUCUGAAGAGUGGGAGAAGGUGGGGAGCAGCGAGCGAGAGAACAUGGGAGUCACAGUCAAGGACGAUGGCGAGUUUUGGAUGGCAUUCGAUGACUGGUGUAAAUAUUUCACUGGGGUGGAUAUCUGUCGCCUCAUAAACACCUCCAUCCUGAGUAUUCACAAGACCUGGGACGAGACGACUCUGCAAGGCUGCUGGACCAAGCAUGCUGAUCCCCUCUACAACCGCUGUGGGGGCUGCAUGAACUACAAGACCACCUUCCUGCAAAACCCCCAGUAUGUCUUUGAUGUGAAGAAAGACGAGGAUGAAGUCCUGAUCUCGCUCCAGCAGCGGGACCUGAAAAUACACAAAAAGAUAGGCCAAGGAGAGAAUCUCACCAUCGGCUUCAUGGUAUUCAAAGUGGAACUGAACAGGGAAUUCCGCAUCCACAGCCUGCAGACGCAGCAGAACGUGGCCACUUCCACGUACAUCAACGCUCGCACUGUGUUCAUGAGGACGACACAACGGAAGGGCCGCUACGUCAUCAUACCCUCCACGUUCCAGCACAGCAUUCUGGGAGAUUUCCUGCUCAGGGUGUUCACAGAUGUGUAUUCCGGAUGCCGAGAGCUGGUGAUGGAUAAGCCUUUGCAGACCUGCUGGAUUGGGUUGUGUGGCUAUGCACAGACAGUGACUCAGGUUCACAUUGUCGGUGCUGAGGGGCUACAGAACCAGGAUAGCUCGGGGGGAGCUGACCCAUACCUGAUUAUUAAGUGUGAAAGACAGACGAUAACCACACCCGCCCAAAACAACACCAUGGACCCAAAGUUCGACACACAGGCCAUCUUUUACAGGAAGAAACCCAGGAAGCCCAUCACUGUACAGAUCUGGAACAAAAACACGGUUCAGGACGAGUUCAUGGGCCAGGUUAUCUUGGCAGCCUCCACGAACGACCCCUCCACAACUCAGAGGCUGCAGCUCAGGAAGAAAGGCCGGGCAAAGGCUGAUGAGAUGCCAGGGUUCAUCACACUCAGGACUAUCACCUGUGAAAACCUCACAGACCUGUGAAGAGCGCAGGGGCAAUGCGCUGACUGACAGCUGCUGCAUCCUCCAGCUCCAGUGGUGUAUUGACAACAAGCCUCUGGCAGCCAGUCCAGUUUAGUCAAAACCUUGUUCCACCCAGGUCCUUAAUUAAUUUACCUUAACCAAGCAAUACACUCUUAAAGGGUCACAUUCUGACCAUAUUUAACAACUGUAUAACUGUUUCAUGUUAACUGUUAUAGAUAUACAAAUGUAAAAGGUCAAAGUAAUUGCUUGCCUUAUAUUAGUAUUUCAGUCAGUGUUUUUCCUAUAUUGCUACCUGUAAUUCAAUAAGUGCUACUUCCACCCAACACAAAACUGAUAAUGUUUGUCUCUGAAUACAUUGAGAGCGUUUUUCAUUUAGCAUUUGAAUCUCUGUUCCAGCUUGACUCCAGAGGGGUCUGGGUGCAACACUGCAUAUUAGGGUAGACUCUGCUACUUGCUGCCAGCAUGUCCAAAGUGAAUGAAAACCAAUGGUGGUGAUCAAAAGGGACUGCACAUUACUUCAGUCACCACUCAGCUCAGUGUUGAGGUAUGCAUGUGGUAUUUUACAGUGCCAUAGUAAAUGGUGCACAAUUGUAUAUAUUUUAUUAAACACUACAUGGCAACACAUUUAAUAGAAUGCCUGCAAAUUUCUAUUGACAUAUGGUUGCCUGUGAAAGUUUUUUUUUGUUCCAAACUAUUAUUAGCACACAUUUUGUCAAAACUAGAUACUCAAAGCUACAGUAUUUACUCCAAAUAGUCAUUAGCACAAUCUUUUUCCAGAAGGAAAUAAAAUGAUAAACAAAUGACGACUACUCAAAAGCCCCUAAAAUAAAUGCCUGAAUUGUAUAUUUCUGGUUUAGUAACUUCACUGAGUGCAUUUCUCCUGCUUGAAAAGAAAUGUGCUCAUGAAGAUUUUUCUACUGAUACCGAUAAACUUGGCUAGAGUCAUACUGAACUGAAAUGCAACACCAAAAGAACAAGAAGAUAUUCCAUUGGAAUUCUUAGCGCUUGUCAGUCCUUGUAGUAAAGGGGAACCCAAAUUAUAUAGAAUAAAUUACUGUUUCUUGGUGUUCAUUUUUAAAGCUAAAUGCAACCCAGGUGAAAUAUUUGUAACUUUAAAGCAAUCAGAUAAAACAUGUUUUUUUGUAUUAUUUGUCCACAAUGACAUGGGAUCUUGCUACAGUCUUUAUUCCACAAGCCUUUAAAACCAUUGUGUAAGAAUUGUAUCCAAACUUUACUAAAUAUAUCAUGUUUACAUCUAAAA
This is a messenger RNA of Acipenser ruthenus (sterlet), 3410 nucleotides long. Its product is annotated as calpain-5-like. Gene Ontology annotation, cellular component: cytoplasm. Gene Ontology annotation, molecular function: calcium-dependent cysteine-type endopeptidase activity. NCBI's taxonomy places the organism in Eukaryota, Metazoa, Chordata, Actinopteri, Acipenseriformes, Acipenseridae. Gene Ontology annotation, biological process: proteolysis. The record is from RefSeq and is a predicted model, not a curated record. The transcript has 13 exons. Bases 215 to 2149 code for a protein of 644 amino acids.